Laccaria bicolor S238N-H82 is the source of this 843-nucleotide messenger RNA. RefSeq lists its product as uncharacterized. NCBI's taxonomy places the organism in Eukaryota, Fungi, Basidiomycota, Agaricomycetes, Agaricales, Hydnangiaceae. The record is from RefSeq and is a predicted model, not a curated record. The coding region runs from base 1 to 843 and encodes 280 amino acids. The transcript is spliced from 2 exons.
AUGACGACCCUGCAGCAAAUCAUUCCCCAAAUCUUCAUUCCACAUCUUCCGCCUAAGAGGCCGAUUCGUUCCCAACCGCGUACUGCUGGCUACGCCCCAACGGCUGCUCCUCCCCAACACCACGUUCCGUACUGGAUUCGUUAUGACCCAACACUUGCAGACUCGAUGAUGCAAAAGCUUCAGGCAUACCUACCAACAGCACCUGGCGGUAACUUUCCCCCAAGUCCUCGACUCCAAAACUAUCUCAAUUGCCUGCCUGAGGAUCUGCUUCGUGCCGGUUUGGGCCAUUUGAGUACCGAGGAAACCACGGUCGAAUUCUGGGACUAUUGUCUCUUUGAUCGGAUCCGAUAUGCGGUUAUGGAAAUAGAUCAGAAUGAUGCUCUACCUGCUGAAGAGGCGAUAAGGACGUUAUAUGAUCACACUCCAGACGCCUUGAUAUUGCCCCUUCCAAACACCCCGCCUGCUCUCCAUUAUGAAGCGAAAAGUUGGCAUGUUUUCGAUAAGUUUGCCCCAGAUAUUCUCACGCUAGCUCAACACGACGAGGAUGGGCAGACAGGGACAUAUUUGGACAUGGGCAUAAACGAGGAGGAUGCACGAUCCAUCAUCUUCAAGCUGGGCAUCUCCAUGAUCUGUGCAGGUAAUCCGGUAUCCUGUUUUGGUGGCCACAAAUUCAUGCUAUUUUCAUUGUUCCGUAAUGAAAACACGCUUGGGGAAGCUCGUUAUGGUCUGGCUUGCUCAGAAAUCAUUGACUGCACCGAUAAUGCAAGGCUGAUAAUACCACUUGUUACCUAUUGCCGUCGUGUGAAUUUUACCGACGAGGACGACGAGAAUCUAUGCCACUGA